Messenger RNA from Lindgomyces ingoldianus, 1503 nucleotides. RefSeq lists its product as uncharacterized. Lineage: Eukaryota; Fungi; Ascomycota; Dothideomycetes; Pleosporales; Lindgomycetaceae. The transcript has 6 exons. Gene Ontology annotation, molecular function: protein binding. Bases 1 to 1503 code for a protein of 500 amino acids. Gene Ontology annotation, cellular component: nucleus. The record is from RefSeq and is a predicted model, not a curated record. Gene Ontology annotation, biological process: regulation of gene expression.
AUGAGCGACCUGGGGGAACGGCUGGAGCGAUUGGGACUGUCCCAAUACCUUGAAGUUUUCGUUGCGGAAGGCUUUGAUACCUGGGAAACAGUACUAGACAUUACGGAAUCAGACUUAAACGCUCUCAACGUCAAACUAGGCCAUCGAAGGAAGCUUCAAAGGGCAAUUGCCGAAACGCGGGGCCAGGCUCAUGACCGCCCGCUUCCCAUUGCACUUGGAAAAUCCACGAGUGUUGACGGAUCGUAUCGAAGCGAUGAUUCUGCCCCAGAGAGCAAAAGUAGGCAACAAGACGUUCUCGCACCUGGGAAUACCGGCACAAGUACGAAGCGAAAAUACAGGCGACACCCCAAACCGGACGAGCAUGCACCAGAGCGCCCUCCGUCGGCUUAUGUAAUCUUCUCUAACCAGGUGAGGGAAACACUUAAAGGCCAAGAGUAUUCCUUUACCGAGAUUGCAAAAGUCGUCGGUGAGCGGUGGCAGAUCUUACCGGUCGUUGCUCGAGAAGCCUGUGAGCGCCAAGCCAACGCAGCCAAAGAGAAGUAUUACGCAGAGCUGGCCGAGUACAAGAAAACCCCCCAGUACGAUGCCUACCAGAAGUAUCUCGAAGAUUUUAAGGCGAAGCACGCUGCCCCGCAGAAAGGUAUGUUAUCCAAUACCCAUCUAUCAAUUUUAAUAGGCGCGGAAGGGAAGCGCUCCAAGAUAGAGACCGGAACUAGCUCCUCAACCCUGAGCAGUGGCCUCGAUCAGGCAGAACGCAGCAGAAGGGUUGGUUCCGCUCAGCCAGAUCACUUCUCAAUGGGCCACCAUAGGUCGGAGUCCUCGCCCCCUAUACGGCUAGCCAGGCUUCCCGAUGGCCACUCCUAUGGGUCAAAAUCAACAUCUCCAGCGACACACUCCCUGUCAGGUAUGAACUCCCCUCGGGUGGGUGACCUUUACUCUCCUCUAUCUGCGUCGCCACGAUCUGCAUCACUCCACAAGGAAAAUUCAUUUGAUCUCCACGCCAGCGCUUUGGCGCGAGACUCGCGCGAGCGGCAUUCUGAUCCCACGGUUCCUACGGUUUCUACGAUAUCUUUCCCCUCAUCCUCUUACAGCCAACCGCAGCCAAUAUCAUCAACGACACCUCCUUCAGCCACUUAUGGAUCUCAUUCUCAUGGUCCCGUCGAUCUUCCCUCAAGAAGGCCGUACUGGGAGCCGACACGACUUCCACCGCUUACACAUGAAGACACAACAUUAUCCUCCGAAAGCGGUGGUGGCUAUAGCAGCACCGCAACUUAUCCGCCACCACCUCCUCCAACUGUCGAUGGAUCGAAAUCCAUGCGCAUGCUCCCACAACCAGUGCCAAGCAUUGGAGCUACCCCCUCACCUCUUAACCGGCCACCUCCUGUCUCGUCUGCACAACAGCCUCAAGAUUUCCGAACAUCCUCCCUCGCGGCUCUGCUUAGAGCGAGUGAAUUAGCCAGAGUGGCGGAUGAUGAAGCAGUGGACAAAGAAAGCUCCCCAUGA